Syzygium oleosum is the source of this 2532-nucleotide messenger RNA. Its product is annotated as phosphatidylinositol/phosphatidylcholine transfer protein SFH6-like. NCBI's taxonomy places the organism in Eukaryota, Viridiplantae, Streptophyta, Magnoliopsida, Myrtales, Myrtaceae. The coding region runs from base 152 to 2218 and encodes 688 amino acids. The record is from RefSeq and is a predicted model, not a curated record. The transcript has 14 exons.
AGCUCCGGGGGCGGGGGGGGGGGGGGGGGACCGCGCGCGGUCCCAUGUCUCGACCGGUUGACCGGGUGGUCGCCCGAACAUGUGAGUGGCGCUGCUGAUCGUUUCGCCUCGCCGGCGGCGUCUCUUCGCCGCUCGAUUCGCGAUUUAUCCAAUGUCUCCUUCUUCGCUCUCUCCACCGUUUCGUUUAGCGUUACCGUUUCUUUCUUUACGUUUCGACGGCAUUGUGAUGUGUUCGCUCUUCAUGUGGAACGUUGAAUGCGGCCUCUCAGCCUUUAUGAUCCGGCAGAAUUUUGGUGCACGUUGGUGUUGGAAACGAUUGAAUCGGUUCGGGAAGGUGCCGUCGGCACGCGUGAAUUUAUCAUCUGCUCAUCGCUCCGAGGGUCUCUCUGGUCAUGAUGAAAGAAGAGAAAGGAAGUCCGAUUUCGAGACUUCAGAGGAUGACCGCAGGACGAAGAUUGGUAAUCUGAAGAAGAAAGCGAUCAACGCAUCUAGUAAAAUCAGACGCUCUCUGAAAAAGAAAGGCCGGAGGAAAAGUGAUCCUCGCCGUAGUUCUGUUUCAAUCGAGGAUGUUCGCGAUGUUGAGGAGUUAAGGGCUGUAGAUGCAUUUCGGAGGGCACUUAUUUCUGAUGAAUUGCUACCUUCAAGACAUGACGCUUAUCACAUGCUCUUGAGAUUCUUGAAAGCAAGGAAAUUUGAUGUUGAGAAGGCAAAAUGCAUGUGGGCAGACAUGAUCAAAUGGAGGAAAGAGUUUGGCACAGACACCAUUCUCGAGGAGUUUGAUUUCGCCGAGAUGAAUGAAGUCCUAAAGUACUAUCCUCAGGGUUAUCAUGGAGUUGAUAAGGAAGGAAGACCUGUUUAUAUUGAAAGACUGGGAAAAGUUGAUGCUAACAAACUAAUGCAAGUAACUACCAUGGAUAGAUAUAUCAGAUACCAUGUUCAGGAGUUUGAAAAGAGCUUUGCAAUCAAGUUCCCGGCUUGUUCGAUUGCCGCUAAGAGACACAUUGAUUCGAAUACAACAAUAUUGGAUGUGCAAGGAGUGGGCUUCAAGAAUCUGACCAAACCUGCUCGAGAACUUAUCAUGCGGCUGCAGAAGAUUGAUAGUGACAAUUACCCAGAAACACUUUUCAGAAUGUUCAUCAUUAAUGCUGGUCCUGGUUUCAAGCUUCUCUGGAACACAGUGAAGUCUUUUCUUGAUCCCAAAACAACUACCAAGAUACAUGUUCUAAGCAACAAGUACCAAACCAAAUUAUUGGAAAUAAUUGAUGCAAGUGAACUACCAGAAUUUCUCGGUGGUAGCUGUACUUGUGCUGGGGAGGGGGGCUGCCUAAGGUCUGACAAGGGCCCUUGGAAAGAUCCCAGCAUUUCUAAGAUGGUUUUUAAAGGUGAAGCACAGUGUUCUAGACAAAUUGUGACCGUUUCAAGCUGUGACGGAAGAAUUGCUGCUUGUCAUAAACCAACUCGUCCAAUGAUUAAAAUGAGUGAUACAUCUACAGCCGAGUCGGGCUCUGAAGUAGAAGAAAUUGCUUCUCCAAAAGCAACCAGGAGCUAUGUACUUCCAAUAUUGACCCCAGUCUGUGAAGAAGCAAAGACGAUGAAUAGGCCAAGCUACGCUAGCCAUAGUGUGGUGUAUGAUGAGUAUGUGCCAAUGAUCGACAAAGCUGUGGAUAUGGCUUGUGAAAAGCAAGUGCCACUUCAGGAACCACACAUUUCAGGGAUGGAUCCUCUGGUAGCGGAAAAUAGAACUGUGGAGGGGUGUAAUGCCCGUGUUUAUGCCGUGAUUGUGGCCUUCUUGUUAGCCUUGUUAGCUCUUUUCCGUUCAGUCCCAUACUGGGUGAUUAAGAAACUUCCCGGCAGCAUGUCGGGUAAUGCUCACAAUAUUCUCAGCUCCACCAUUCAACCCAGUGAGGUGUCACGUUCCCCUUCUACUGCACUAAACUAUGCAAACAUAGAGCUUCUAUCAUCAGUCUGGAAGAGGCUGGGCAGACUUGAGCAAAGGGUAGACAUACUUCAGGCAAAGCCACAUGCAAUGCCUCAUGAGAAAGAGGAGUUGCUGAAUGCUGCCAUUUGCCGUGUAGAUGCUCUAGAAGCAGAACUAAUUACCAUGAAAAAGGCCUUGUAUGAUGCACUAGCGAGGCAAGAAGAACUCCUCGCGUACAUAGAUAGUCAAUCAGCAGCAAAGUCGCAGAAAUAUUCAUGCUGGGGAAGAGAUCGCUCCUAACAUGGAUGGCAUCCUAGUCAAGUGUGAGCGGGUUCAACACUUACCGUUACUGUUGUUCACCGAGAUACGCACUAUCCUCUACUGCAGCGAGGGUUUGUUCACGCUCAUAUCACUAUCAGCACUCCUUUUCUUUUUACUGUCACAUAUAUGUGCAAAUAAGAGCUCCAUUUAUCGCUCUCUAGCAAGUGCUGCUCCGUUAGCAUUGGAAACUGCCCAUACUAUCACUAUGUUGUAGAGCAACCUUUCAUCUGUUUCACCGAAAGCACAACUUCUCCUGCCUGUCCUAUUGCAAUAGAAAGUUACCGUCAUAAACA